CCUACUCUGCAACAAAGUCAACACAACAAACACCCUUUGUUUCUUCUCUCCCUCUCCGCCAUGAAAAGAAAAAGAGAGAGAUCAAAGCUUGCAAACGGCAGAGACAGAGUCAAAGCCAGCGACGCAAUCGUCGAAGCCACUCACUGUUUCAAAACAGAAAAAUACUUCAGAUGACCAGACAACAAACUCAGAUCCGUUUCCUUCCGAUCUCCUAAUGGAGAUACUCAAACGGUUCCCGGUCAAAACCCUAGCGAGGCUAACGUGCGUAUCAAAGCUCUGGGCAUCAACCAUCAGCCGCCAAGAAUUCAACAAGCUUUGGUCUUCUUCAAACCAACAACGUCGUAGUAGUAGUAGUAAUACUCUCAUCUUCGCAUUCAAACGUGACAAAGGCUAUGGCCAAGACUGCUUCUUCUUCUCUUCACUUCAAACCAAGAAUACACUCGAAGCCUCUGUAACAGCUACUUACCUCACAGCACACCCUGGAGACUUUUCUGCUCCUCCAUCUAUCCACGGUUUGAUCUGCUACGGACCUCCUUCUGAAAUCACUGUAUACAACCCUACUGUCAAGAACCUUAGAAGUUGUAAAAGGGUUUCUUGUUUGAUUCCUCGUCAAGGCAAUGCCUUAUAUACAAAGAUAUAUGUUACACAAAUAUGGUAA
Messenger RNA from Brassica oleracea var. oleracea, 658 nucleotides. Its product is annotated as putative F-box protein At4g38870. The transcript has a single exon. The coding region runs from base 215 to 658 and encodes 147 amino acids. Lineage: Eukaryota; Viridiplantae; Streptophyta; Magnoliopsida; Brassicales; Brassicaceae. Gene Ontology annotation, molecular function: protein binding. The record is from RefSeq and is a predicted model, not a curated record.